ACCACUUUCCUUGAAUUGACCAUAAUAGUUAUUUACCCUGAUGAAUUCAUAGUGAAGAGCGAUUGCGAUUUAAUCGCGAUAUCGCAGCGACCGAUCAGCUGGAUCGAUCGCAGCGAUUUACAUUCAUAUGCAAAGCGAUUUUAUUAAUUCAAAAUGGUAUCAACUCUCAAAUUAUUAUUUUUCUACAAAAUGAUCUUGAAGAGGAGAAGAUCAAACCCUCAUACACCAGAUGUAACAGGGGUGUUUAAUGAAAAUACAGGGGAGAUAAAUGAAUCCGAUCUCAUUGAUAGUGGGAAUAUAUUGGAUGAUAUUACCAAAAAACCUGCAUUAAUUGAGCUUGGUACUGAGACUGAGUCUCUAUCUUCUGUUGAAUCUCAUGGUUCAUAUAAAUGUCCUAAGAGAAAAUUUAAUGACAUUGAAGAAGAUGAAAGAAUAUUAAACAUAAAGAGGCUUCAAAAUAAAAAAACUGAAUAUGGCAUAUGUACUAUGUUGAGAGAAAAAUUGGAUGAAUGUACAAAAAAGGAGAAAAAAGAUUUAACUAAUCAAAUAUAUGAUAUUAUAAAAAGUUUUAAUUGA
This is a messenger RNA of Gordionus sp. m RMFG-2023, 576 nucleotides long. RefSeq lists its product as uncharacterized. The record is from RefSeq and is a predicted model, not a curated record. Lineage: Eukaryota; Metazoa; Nematomorpha; Gordioida; Chordodea; Parachordodidae. The transcript has 4 exons. Bases 154 to 576 code for a protein of 140 amino acids.